AGUUAUUCAAGAUGGCGGCGAAAGGCAAGCAGAGUGCUGAACAAAUUGUAGCCGGUUUUCAGGAACUUAGGCAGCAACAGAGGGCUUUUGCGACAAAAACAUCAGAACUAGAGAUGGAUAUGAAGGAACACGAGUUGGUCAUUGAGACACUGAAGGAAGUUGAGGACGACAGGAAGUGUUUCCGGAUGGUCGGCGGUGUCUUGGUAGAGAGGACUGUCAAAGACGUUCUACCUGCCCUCAUCAGCAACAGAGAACAGAUGGGUAAAAUUGUUGAAACAUUGACAGAAAAGCUAGAGUCAAAAGGUACGGAAAUCAACAAAUACAGAGAACAACACAAUCUGAAGAUAAAAGGAGAGGAGUCCAAAGAGAUUGAGAAACCAGACCAGGAGGUAAAAUCUGGAGGAGUUCUGGUGGCGAAAGAGUCCUAAAUGUGUCGGUGUGUGACUAUAUAUAUAUAUAGCAACUUGUGCUUGAUCAGAUGGUAUAACCUACAGUGAACACUCCCGACCUUGGCGGGCGAUGGGGUAUACCCACAGCUGGCUUAUGGUGGAUUUACAAAACUUGCACAUUUAAAGACUGUGUUAGCUUUUGGUAUCUUUAUUUUUAACACAACUUUCACCACUGUAGACCGUAAUGGACUUUUCCAGAUCAAUGGAUGGUAGAGUCUACUAAAGUUACAUAGGAGUGAAAGGGUUAAUAAAUACCUGACAGAAUGUUCAUGAAGAACCUUUUAUUGAAUAUUUGGAUUGCAUAAUGUUCAAGUAGAAUUCAUUGGAAAUAAUUUUAAAAGCUUUUCAUCGCCACAGUCGAACAUAAAAGUUAAUCAAAAUGUCACAAAUAUAAAAAGACGAAGAACAAAAAAGGUAACUACCUGGUAACUGGAACAAGUGAAAUACAAAUGUGUUCCUAUAUACUUUUGAUUUGGACAAUUAAGGGAGAUACUCUGUGUUUAUCUUCUGCGUCAUAUACCGGGUAACUGGAACAAGUGAAAUACAAAUGUGUUCCUAUAUACUUUUGAUUUGGACAAUUAAGGGAGAUACUCUGUGUUUAUCUUCUGCAUCAUAUACCGGGUAACUGGAAUUCAAGCUGGUUGUUGGUAAUGCAUGCAGCACAAGUCAAUUUUUUUAUACGUUUUUUGCUAACAGUCAAAUAAAUAUUGUUUUGUUCAUAUUAAGCUGUCUUUUGAAACCGAGGAUAUGAAUGUUCACAUGGAAAAUAUCACAUAUACCUGGUGUUCAAGUUUUACCCAAGUUCUGGAGGAAGGUUCAAGUUUACAUCUCUGCCGUAUCCUUAUAUUAGCUUAAUUCGUUCACCCCUGAAGACACAUUUGAACUCAUCCAAUUCAAAGGUUGGAAUAGUUGAUAAAGAAAUUUCAGGGGUGAAUCAGAUGUCAUCAGAUAACAUUUUAACUAAAAUUGAAAUAAUGUAUAUCCUUUGAUUCAAAAUGAUUACAUACGAAUAAGGGUUAGUAAAAAAUACUUGCAUUUCUUGAAAUAUUUGUCGUAAGUCCAACACAUUGGGAAAAUCAAAUCUUCGAAGUUCAAUUUAUGGAAGUUAAAUCUGGUCAUUUGACAGGUUUGUUUUACUGGCUUCUUGGCCAUUUCUUCAUCUGAACCUUGGCAUUAUAAAGAGGGGAUGACAGUGUAUGGAAGGUAUAAAGAAGUGUUACUGUGGUGACUUGUACAAUCUGGUUGCUGGAGUAAUGUACACACUUUCAGGUGUGAAAUGUCAGAUGUUGGUGAAUGACAAGUCUAAAUGCUGGUGUGUUCAAACAUUUACAUUAUUGAGUGAAUUUGAGAGUGAGAGAGUGUAAUUUUUAUCCCUUUUUGUUAAUUAGAAGUUAUUUAAGAAUGAUUUGAACCAUUUUCAUUUCUGGGUCCCCCUAUGGGGAUUGCGCUUGGAGAAAUAGUGGAACAGGUUCUGUAAGAGUAUCUCUAUGUAAUAAAAACUUAACAUGCUGAACA
Molecule: messenger RNA, 1964 nt
Organism: Mizuhopecten yessoensis (Yesso scallop)
Lineage: Eukaryota; Metazoa; Mollusca; Bivalvia; Pectinida; Pectinidae
Product: prefoldin subunit 2-like
Exons: 3
Coding region: 12-428 (138 amino acids)
Biological process (GO): protein folding
Cellular component (GO): prefoldin complex; cytoplasm
Molecular function (GO): protein folding chaperone
Source: RefSeq, a predicted model, not a curated record